AUGCUACCAAGAUGGCGACAAACAAUAUCAAGGCUGUUCCUAAUUCCCCAGCGGUAUGUCCUGGGCAUUAUGGGAUUGCUUGCUGUGUGCAGCGCAUACACGAUGCGAGUGUGCCUCAACCUUGCUGUCACGCAGAUGGUCAACAACACGAAUUCAGGUUCAGACUUUGUUGACCCUAAUGCCUGCCCAGAUGAGAGUGAGUUCAUCACAAAUGCAACGUCGAGCUCUAGGCCUUAUGCUAUAUUUGACUGGUCGGAAUCCACUCAAGGACUAAUACUCAGCGGGUUUUACUAUGGGUACGCUUUAACGCACGUCCCAGGAGGAUAUUUAGCUGAAAGAUAUGGAGGAAAAUGGACUUUGGGAGUUGGUCUCUUAAGUACAGCUAUAUUUACACUACUCACACCAGUGGUAGUGAAAGCUGGAGGUGCUACUUGGCUAUUUAUCCUUCGAGUCUUACAAGGAAUGGGUGAGGGUCCCACGAUGCCUGCUUUGAUGAUUAUGCUCGCCAGAUGGGUACCACCUCAUGAACGGUCAAGACAAGGUGCUUUGGUGUUCGGUGGAGCUCAAAUCGGAAAUAUAUUUGGUUCCUUUAUGUCCGGUUUCCUGAUGGCCGGUGAUGGGAAUUGGGUCAACGUCUUCUACUUCUUUGGAUGCUUUGGCAUAUUAUGGUUCUUAGCAUGGAGCAUUCUUUGCUUCAGCACACCCAAUACGCAUCCUUAUAUAUCUGAUGAAGAGUUAAAAUAUCUGAAUGAAACGGUAACCAGUGCUGAUAACAAGAGUGUUAGAGAUCCUGUACCGUGGAAGGCGAUUGUUAGAUCUGUGCCUGUGUGGGCCCUACUAUUUGCUGCUGUUGGUCACGAUUGGGGCUACUACACAAUGGUGACAGAUCUACCAAAAUACAUGACUGAUGUGCUGAAGUUCAACAUCGCAGCGACAGGCACUUUGACAGCUAUACCGUAUCUAGCCAUGUGGAUAAGUUCGUUUAUCUUCGGAUGGGCGUGUGACGUUUGUGUCAAAAGAGAAUGGCAUAGUAUUAAAACUGGCAGGAUUAUUCAUACUACAAUAGCUGCCGUCGGGCCCGCAGUUUGUAUUAUAUUGGCGUCAUAUGCGGGAUGCGAUCGGUUUGCCGCAGUUGCUUAUUUCAUCGCCUCUAUGGCUCUCAUGGGAGGCUUUUACAGUGGAAUGAAGGUAAAUGCCUUGGACUUGGCACCGAACUACGCGGGUUCCUUGACGGCCAUGAUCAAUGGAACAUCAACGAUAUCUGGGAUCAUCACGCCUUAUUUAAUAGGCCUUUUGACUCCUGAUUCAACACUAGGUCAAUGGCGAGUGGCGUUCUGGGUAUGCUUUGCGGUUUUAGUAGGGACAAACGUAAUCUACAUUAUCUGGGCUGACGGCAAGCAGCAAUGGUGGGAUGACGUCCGACAAUAUGGCUAUCCUGAGGGAUGGAAGCAUGGCCCAUUAAAAAUAGCCAACCGAGACACGGAGAAAAGCAAAAAGAAAGAAGCAAAAAAGUCGGCAAAAUAA
Messenger RNA from Arctia plantaginis, 1524 nucleotides. The record is from the annotation of a GenBank genome assembly. Lineage: Eukaryota; Metazoa; Arthropoda; Insecta; Lepidoptera; Erebidae.